UCCGCUCCGUCGUCUUUCAUUCAUUAUCUCUACCUCUCAACCCAAUGCUUCACCACUAUCUCUAGUCCCAGCACACCACCACCAUGUCCGUCCCCGACCCCGGCAUUCCUGGCGCCGUCGCACCCUCCCUCGAUCCCACAAAAGGCGCCAUAACCAAAGACUCCAACGGCUCUAUCCACGAUGACACUCUCUCCGACCCACCUCCAAUCGCUCCCGACCAAUUCGAUCCCGCAUACGAAACGUCUCGCUGGGAGAUCUGGUCCUACUACUCCUACUACAUCGGCAACAACGGCCUGACGCUCUUCAACUUCGCGCCCACCGCCGCACAGAAUCUCCUUAAUCAAUAUGCGCAGAAAAUCGGCGGGCCGGACAACACCAUGGUUCCCUUCGCGGGUUCCAACCGCACGAUCAACUCGGUCAUCCUGCUCUGUAACGGCAUCAGCUUCGCGAUCCAGAUCGUCAUCUUCCUCAUCCUCGGGUCCUACGCCGACUUUGGCACAUUCCGGCCGAACAUCCUGAUCGUGCUAUCGUUGGUCGCGUGGGGCAUUGGAUUCGGUUGGUUGGGCGUGCACACGGUCGACGACUGGCAGACUGGAUUGGGACUGUACAUCGUCGGAUUGAUCGCCUACCAGCUAUGCCUGACGUACUGGACCGCAGCCUUCCCAGGUCUGGCUCGGAAUACACGCGAGCUCCGCGAUCGCGCGGAAGAGUUUGAGGCGGGAAAGAUUACACGGAAAGAGUACGAUCACGCGGAUAGUAUGAAGAGGAACGAGUUGAGCAAUGUGGCGUUUUACGUACAAAGUGUAGGAGAGGUGGUCAUCCUGGCGGUGAUUGUUGGGGUCUUGUUUGGCGUGGAUGUCAACCGCAGUGCCGAGAGGAAUAACUAUGGUCUGUCGGUGCUGAUUGCAUUCGCGACGGGAGUGUGGUUGUUGUUGGCGAUUCCGUGGUUCGUGCUGGAGAAGAGACGGCCGGGACAAGAUCCGGGGAUGAAUAUCGUGAUUGCGGGAUUAUGGCAGUUGACGAGGGCGAUGAAGGAGAUAUGGCAGUUGAGACAGUCGCUGUUCUACCUUAUCGGCUACUUCCUUCUCGGCGACUCCCUCAACACGACCGUAACCGUCAUCGCCACCCUCCAAUACGAAAUCGUCAACUACAAUACUCUACAACUCACCUACCUCCUCAUCGUUGGCAUCGUCGCGCAAGCCGUCGGCAUCUUCGCCUUCUGGAACAUCCAGAAACGCUACAACUUGUCGACGAAAACCAUGUUCAACGCCGUGGCGGUGGGCAUCAUCCUGCUGGACGGGUGGGGUAUGAUUGGCAUCUGGACGCAGAGUUUCGGAUUCCAUCACAAGUGGGAGGUUUGGGUGUAUCAGACUUUCUAUGGGCUGUUUGUUUGUCCUUGGUAUAGUUAUAGCCAGACGAUGAUCUCCGAAGUCACUCCCCGCGGCAAAGAGUUCCUCUUCUUCUCGCUGUUUAGCAUUAUCGGGAAGACGAGCUCGUUCAUCGGACCGUUCAUCUCCUCGGCCAUCAUUGACAGGACUGGCAACAAUUCCUCGCCGUUCUACUUCCUGUUCGCGUUGAGUUUGGCGAGCGCGGCGUUUUUGUUCGUCUUUGUGGAUGUGGAGAAGAGUCGGGUUGAGCAGGCGGAGUUUUUGGAGCGGGAAAGAUUGGCGAAGGAGAGAAUCAAGCUGGGGAGGAUGAGUGCCGAGAGCUUAGAGUAG
Zymoseptoria tritici IPO323 is the source of this 1718-nucleotide messenger RNA. RefSeq lists its product as uncharacterized. The transcript is spliced from 4 exons. The coding region runs from base 84 to 1718 and encodes 544 amino acids. Lineage: Eukaryota; Fungi; Ascomycota; Dothideomycetes; Mycosphaerellales; Mycosphaerellaceae. The record is from RefSeq and is a predicted model, not a curated record.